Molecule: messenger RNA, 1231 nt
Organism: Panicum hallii
Lineage: Eukaryota; Viridiplantae; Streptophyta; Magnoliopsida; Poales; Poaceae
Product: GATA transcription factor 15-like
Exons: 2
Coding region: 311-895 (194 amino acids)
Biological process (GO): regulation of DNA-templated transcription
Molecular function (GO): zinc ion binding; sequence-specific DNA binding
Source: RefSeq, a predicted model, not a curated record
UUCCGAGCCCAAGUCGCCAGCCAGGGGCAUUCCGGUCAAUUCACACAUGAGCGGACGCGGGCGUUAGGGUUCCAUCCUGGCCUGCCGCCACCCCCCCGACUAAGAAGACAUAGACAUUAUCCUGACCCGACCAUCACCGCUAACUCGCGAGCUGCCUAAAACCCUUGCUCUCCCCGCCCCGCCCCGCCCAGCUUCUGCUUCUCCCGCGGAGCUCAAGCACCACGCCUCCUCCUCCUCAUCCUCACGCGGCGGCGGCGGAUCGUCUCGUUGGAGGAUCGGAUCAGCGAUCGCAUCGCGCCUGCUGCUUUCCAUGGGGAUGGGGAUGGAGAUGGAGACCGAUCCCAAUACUUCUUCCCCCUCGGCCGACGACGCCACCGCCACCGCCUCCGGCGAGACCAAGGCCUGCGCCGACUGCCACACCACCAAGACUCCGCUCUGGCGCGGAGGGCCCGAGGGACCCAAGUCCCUCUGCAACGCCUGCGGCAUCCGCUACCGCAAGAGGAGGAGACAGGCCCUCGGCCUCGACGCCGCCGCCGACACGCAGCAAGAUCAACAGCAGCCGAAAAGGAAGGCCGCCGAUCCGCCGGAGGAUCACCAGCAGCACAAGGCCGCCGAUCCGCAGGAGGACCAGCAGCAGCCGAAGAAGAAGGCCGCCGCCGCCAGCAGCAGCACCACCACCACCAUCACCACCAAGAAAGAGAAAGAGAGAGAGAAAGACAAGGACAAGAAGAGAAAGGAUCGGCAAGUCACCGUGGAGCUCCGCGUGGUGGGUUUCGGCAAGGAGGUGAUGCUCAAGCAGCGCCGCCAGAUGCGCCGCAAGAAGUGCAUGAGCGAGGAGGAGAGGGCGGCCGUCCUCCUCAUGGCGCUGUCGUCGGGCGUCAUCUACGCCUCAUGAUUCCAUCCAUCCAAAUUCCAAGGGGAGAGGCGGGAGGUGGUGCCGUGCCUUUGAGUUGCAGCAGAUCGUCCACCUGCUGCGUGCUAUCCUUUGUGUUUUCCUGCCUCGCUCUCCUCUCUCCCCCCUCCGCAGUCACUAGUUAGUGGGAGCCGAAGCUGAACAACAUCCCAAUAAUCCUUCCUGUACUAGCUUAGCCCAUGGAUCUGUAAUGCUCUAGUAGCAAGCAAGUAUCCCAUUCAUGUAACAAUUGUGUUUUAGGGGAGCAUGACCUGACCCAGCAGUAACAAUGGUCAUUGGUGUUUGUGCAGUGGACGGACACAUGGCUGUUUUUGCUCA